AUGGCGAACUUUAUCAUGCCUCGGACCACUUGCCAUGAGUCAGACACACUAUCUUCGGACGAAUUGACCAACACCCCACGCAAGAAGCCGUUCACAGGAGCCAUUCAUCUGAAUACCCUUUGGUGUCUGCCGUGUUUUCGCGAUGCAGUCCGCGAAUGGAUGGGCGAUGAGGUUUGGGCCCUUCAGAUUGAUUGCUAUAUAGUGAAUGCUCCGUCCAAGGCGUGUGAUCCUUGUAAAGCAUUCGACCAAAAAUGUGAUCUGAUCCCCCAGGGAAUUCGGGGCCAUGUUUUCGAACUGAUGGCCUUGAUUACAUUCGUGGAAAAAUACUGGAUGGACUGCAUUGAGCAAUGGCAGGACGAUGACAACCCAGAGGCCGAGUGGCCCGGAGAUUUCAUCAAGCAACUUUCCUCCGCUGUCAAGAGCCUCUGUGCUGCCUUCGAUGACCUGGUCGAGACACAUCGCAAGGCUCAUUUGUUGAUAGGCAAUGUCUCGGAUGAAGCUAAGGCUGGCUACUCUGCUUGGUGCAAUGCUAGGGAGCAUACGAUCUGUCCCAGCACUCAUCGUAGCGACAAGCUGCAUCUUCAGUAUGCCUUCCGAGCCACGGAGUACCUACGCCUCCGGAUGGGCGAAGAAGGAUCAGUGCACUGGGCCAUGUCAAUUUGGUCCUUUUAUCAGACUGUCAGAACCUCGGUUGGAUGCUAUGUCAAGACAAAGAACACCUAUUUCACUCGCAGCCACAUCGACUACAUCGAGAAAGAGUUUCCUCUGGAGGCUCCUGAGUUUUGA
Penicillium verrucosum is the source of this 786-nucleotide messenger RNA. RefSeq lists its product as uncharacterized. NCBI's taxonomy places the organism in Eukaryota, Fungi, Ascomycota, Eurotiomycetes, Eurotiales, Aspergillaceae. The record is from RefSeq and is a predicted model, not a curated record. The coding region runs from base 1 to 786 and encodes 261 amino acids. The transcript has 3 exons.